ACAUGGGUAGUGUAGUCCGGCGGAAGACACGUGGGGUGUUCCGUUCAGUCGAAGUUGCGGAAACAUGGCGGGCCUGGAGCUUCUCUCAGAUCAGGGAUACCGUUUAGAUGGAAGAAAAGCAACCGAACUGCGGAAAGUCCAAGCCCGCAUGGGAGUGUUCGCUCAGGCUGAUGGCUCCGCGUAUCUAGAGCAGGGAAACACCAAAGCUCUGGCCGUGGUUUACGGUCCACAUGAAAUGCGAGGUUCACGCAGCAGGACUCGUUAUGACCGAGCUGUCAUCAACUGUCAGUACAGCAUGGCCACAUUCAGCACAGCAGAGAGGAAGAGGAGACCGCACGGGGACCGCAAGUCUACUGAGAUGAGCCUCCACCUGAAGCAGACGUUUGAAGCUGCUGUGAUGACCCAGCUGUACCCACGCUCACAGAUAGACAUCUAUGUUAAGAUUUUGCAGUCAGAUGGAGGGAACUACAGCGUGUGCGUGAAUGCUGCCACUUUGGCUAUCAUUGAUGCUGGCAUUCCCAUGCGGGAUUACGUGUGUGCCUGUACAGUCGGGUUUGUGGACGAGACGCCACUUGCUGACCUUUGCUACGCAGAGGAGAGUGGAGGAGUGAGCUCUCUGGCCUUAGCGCUGCUACCCAGAGGCGGACAGAUUGCGCUGCUGCAGAUGGACGCCAGGCUGCAUCAAGAUCACUUAGAGACACUGAUGGAAGCCGCCAUGACGGCUUGUAAAGGUGUGAGCAAGGUGCUGGAUGAAGUGGUGCGACAACAUCUCCAAGAAAGUUCUGCGCUCUCAGGAGAGUGAUACAGGAAAGGAUAGACCUGAAAGUGUUAUCAGACUGAUUGAGCAGGGAUGACAGGGAUAUUAUGUAAUGAGUGUUUUUUUUUUUUUUAAUUUGUUCAUGGAGAUACUUUUGUAAAAUAUAUGUAGUGAAAAAAAUAAAGAUGUCACUGUUGUAUCAGUUGA
Messenger RNA from Notolabrus celidotus (New Zealand spotty), 964 nucleotides. It is a transcript of the gene exosc4, whose product is annotated as exosome component 4. Lineage: Eukaryota; Metazoa; Chordata; Actinopteri; Labriformes; Labridae. The coding region runs from base 65 to 802 and encodes 245 amino acids. Gene Ontology annotation, biological process: nuclear mRNA surveillance; rRNA catabolic process; U4 snRNA 3'-end processing. The record is from RefSeq and is a predicted model, not a curated record. The transcript has 3 exons. Gene Ontology annotation, cellular component: nuclear exosome (RNase complex); cytoplasmic exosome (RNase complex); nucleolus.